Malaya genurostris is the source of this 2316-nucleotide messenger RNA. RefSeq lists its product as uncharacterized. NCBI's taxonomy places the organism in Eukaryota, Metazoa, Arthropoda, Insecta, Diptera, Culicidae. Gene Ontology annotation, molecular function: zinc ion binding; nucleic acid binding. Bases 1329 to 2306 code for a protein of 325 amino acids. The transcript is spliced from 3 exons. The record is from RefSeq and is a predicted model, not a curated record.
CACUAAAUCUCGAAGUUUCAUGCAAUUCUAAGAUUUUCAGCAUCAAAUUUUUUUUUCGAUUUCGGAAAUUUCACCUUACACCGCCACAAAGGCAUCAUUACACAACUAGGUGGAUUAAAACGGGUUUUUAAGUUUACAUUCAAUCCCAAACCAAAUGCGGAAAAUUUGAUGAUGAAAACUUAGAGAAAAAGGAACAAUAAGCAGAUCUUUAUAAAGAAUAUAAAGUGUUACUUGAUAAAUUCUAAUACCGUCUGUCACAAGAUAUCUGAAAUGCGGAAUGCGAAAAAAUAUUGUUCAAUUUUAUUAAUAAUAAAAAGCAUAACAAACUUCGUAAAUACAAUUUUGUAUGUAAUAACAGAAUGGAAAAAGCUAACGAAUAAAGUAGUGUAAACGUGCUUAAUCCACCUAGCAGUGAGAUGAUACCUUUUUUUAUCAUCCGCAUGUGUUUUUUGCAUGCGGUGUUUUAGCACAGACUUACAGACAGGACACUCAAAUUAGAUUCUUCAAUCAUUUUAACGAUCAUUUCGAAUAUUCCUUUAUUUGGGACAGUACUCACAUGUGUCAUGAUGGCGCCACGUUACCCUAUCAAAAACAUCCUGUCUGUCAUCUAGACUGUGUUUAUUUUUUCCAUUUAUCAACAGAGUUGCCAUUCAUACAGAAUUACCUGUAAUGUAUUGAUUUGUAUACGUCCAUGCGAAUUUCAUGCAGGAUACAGAUUUAAUACAUAUUGCCAAAUCUAUAUACAUAAUUGUACCUACUUCCCAUCCUCCAACGCAAUACAAAAUCGAACCCGUUUUGUUACAAUAUUUACUUGCUUCUGGUCUGCCGCCACUUAAUUUAUGGUGAAAACUACCAACACAAUAAAAAAUAGUCUAGAUGAACAAUGUUGAGUCAAAUACCUUCCAACAUCGCGAAAAAGUUAAAUAUAUUAUCAACGUAAUCCAAUAAUUUAUUGUGACGAUUCAUUUUCGAAUAUUUUGAUGAAAUCAGGCAUCAAUGCAAGCAGCUGAUCGGUGUUGACAAACGAGAGGAAACUAACUAGUAAAAAAACUUUUACAUAACUCAAGGGGUGUACAGAUAGUAAAUAGUUCGCGCAGUACAAUAUAGGUGGAACUAGUGCAUCACGGAAAAAUUAUUUUGAUAAGAAUCAACUCAUACUGUUGUAGAGUUGUACUAUUAUCAAAGACCCUGAUUACAUCCCUGUUAGUUUUCGAAUUGAGUAAUAUGAGAGAAUCGAGAGCGGAUGUAAACUAUCUGGCAUCGCUGGAGACAUUAAGUGCGAGAACGGUAACGGUACAACUGGCGCAGUCGGUACGAUCCCAUUUAAGAUGAAUUCCGAAGAUAAGAUGCACUGGCCAUUGGGGCCCUUUAAUGAUUCAACUGAUGCUCAAGAUUUACGAAGAGAGUGGGAAGAAUGGCAUCGGUCAUUCGAAUUAUUGUUGGAGCUGAAACACAUCGAAUCGCAGCGUGAGAAAUGUGUGUUGAUGUUGACACUAGGUGGCCGUGGCCUACAAAGGAUUUUUCACAACCUUGCAGUUGUUCCAGAAGAAAUUUAUCCACGCCCGGUGAAAGUACCUCUUUGUCCGGCUGAGAUACCCGAGUAUGAUAAUGCCGUCAAACGGUUGGAAAAGUUUUUUGUCGGAAAGCGGAAUGAACGGGUGGAGCUGGAACUAUUCAGAUCCUUGAAGCAAACGUGUGACGAGUCAUUCAAUAAUUUCAUCCUGAAGCUUCGUACACAAGCCCGCCGGUGCGCGUUCAAAGACCGCGAGGAAAAAGAAAUUCUUCAACAAAUAACCAUGGGAGCGCGCGAUGAACGGGUGCGUGAUAAGGGACUCGAAAAUAUCAUGAACUUGGACGAAUUAACCAGUUACGCAAUCAAUCGGGAAAUUCUGACGAAGCAAAAAGAAAAAUCCAAGGCGUUCAAUGAUUUUCCAGUGGCAGCUGUCGAGCAACAGUGGCUACGGCGUACUAAUGGUGAACCUACGAAUAGAAAGUUCGUUGACCGUGAAUCCAGAAAUUUCGGUUUUAGAAGACAACAGAAUAGGCGAUUGGAAUCCGAAUGUGACCGCUGCGGAUCUCGUGCGCAUCUUGGGGAUUCUCGAAAUUGCCCAGCUCGUGCUUCGAAAUGCAAUCGAUGCGGACGCGACGGGCACUUUGCUCGUAAAUGCAGAAACAGAAAAACGGUAAACGCGCGAUAUACAUGGAAACGCCCAGCUGAAGAAACCAACUGUGUUCGCACACAAAAAAUUUGGAAUGAAGAGCUCCCUCGUCGUCCCACCAGAGAUGAUAUUUCUGAGGUAGAAUGAUUUGCAAAAC